AUGGAGACAGUUGGGGCUGCUGCUUUCUUCGAUGAGGAAUGGGAAUCAUUGAGCAAACUGUUUGCUGUUGAGAAUCCUGAUUUCAUGCUUCACCUCCAAGGUGAUUACAAUGGCGGCGCUGGCUUUGAAGCCCCAUCCACAUUCUGGCAAGCUGUUGAAGCUAGCAACAAUGGCGGCGGUGGAAGUCAUGAUGACAGUUUUGCUUUUGAUCAGUCUGAUGAGUCCAUGAAGUUUUUCGUGAUAUCCCAGGAAGAGUUUGAUACUUCAGCCCCUGUUUUCGAUCCUGACGAGGUUAUCAGAGACAUCUCGGAUGAAGUUGCAGAAGAACAGACAAUCAGAAAUGGAAAUCCCAAGAAGAGAACACGAUCAGUUUCGCGGGAUGGCCAGAAGAAUAAGAGGAAUAAUGCAAACUCAAAGACAAAGAAGAAUCCUAAGAACAUGACUGAAAAUUCCAAUGGAGAAGAAGAAGAAGAAAAGUAUGACAGUAAUAAUACUAUGUCUGCAAACAAUGCAGUGCAGAGCUCAAGCUGUUGCAGCAGCGAGGAUGAUUCUACUGCAUCUCCGGAUUUGAACCAUCCUGGAUCAACCAUCACCACCACGACCACCACCAACUCGAAUGGGAAAACAAGGGCAAGCAGAGGGGCUGCAACUGAUCCCCAAAGCCUAUAUGCAAGGAGAAGAAGGGAAAAGAUAAAUGAGAGGCUGAGAAUCUUGCAGAGCCUAGUUCCCAAUGGAACAAAGGUUGACAUUAGUACUAUGCUUGAAGAGGCUGUCCACUAUGUAAAGUUCCUGCAGCUUCAAAUCAAGCUCCUAAGCUCAGAUGACCUGUGGAUGUAUGCUCCAAUUGCUUACAAUGGAAUGGACAUUGGCCUUUACCAAAAGAUGCUAUUACCAAGCUCGUGA
This is a messenger RNA of Ipomoea triloba (trilobed morning glory), 903 nucleotides long. Its product is annotated as transcription factor bHLH85-like. The record is from RefSeq and is a predicted model, not a curated record. The transcript has 4 exons. Gene Ontology annotation, cellular component: nucleus. Lineage: Eukaryota; Viridiplantae; Streptophyta; Magnoliopsida; Solanales; Convolvulaceae. The coding region runs from base 1 to 903 and encodes 300 amino acids. Gene Ontology annotation, biological process: regulation of transcription by RNA polymerase II. Gene Ontology annotation, molecular function: protein dimerization activity; DNA-binding transcription factor activity, RNA polymerase II-specific; RNA polymerase II cis-regulatory region sequence-specific DNA binding.